This is a messenger RNA of Scheffersomyces stipitis CBS 6054, 1215 nucleotides long. RefSeq lists its product as uncharacterized. The record is from RefSeq and is a predicted model, not a curated record. The transcript has a single exon. Gene Ontology annotation, biological process: biosynthetic process. Lineage: Eukaryota; Fungi; Ascomycota; Pichiomycetes; Serinales; Debaryomycetaceae. Gene Ontology annotation, molecular function: catalytic activity; pyridoxal phosphate binding. Bases 1 to 1215 code for a protein of 404 amino acids.
AUGGUAAAGCAAGAAGAUUUCGAUGUGGAGCAAUUCAUGGACAAGUAUGAAACCAACAUUGUCAACAAUAUGGGAGAAACAUGUUGUGACUCUUUAAGCGUAAACCAAUUGCUUGAGUUGAUAUCCAAGGAAAAACCCGAAGUCGAUAUCAGUUUGAAAAGAAAGCAAAUAUGUGAUUUGAUCUUGGAUACUAAGGCCACCUACGGCCAUAUUAGAGGUUCUCCAGACUUGAAGUCAGCAAUAGCAGCAAUUUACAACGAAGACUUAAAAACUGAAGGAAUUUCUAACGAUAAUAUUGUUGUCACAAAUGGUGCUAUUGGUGCAAACUUCUUAACAUUGUAUUCUCUUGUCGAUGCUAAUGAUAAAGUAAUAGUUGUCAGCCCCACUUAUCAACAAUUGGGGAGUGUAAGCGCAGUUUUCUCUCAAUCAAAGGUCAAUGUGAUCCCUUUUGAAUUGAAAUAUGAAAAUGAAUACUUGCCUGACUUGGUCGAAUUGAAGCAAUUAAUUGAAACUCAUUUUCCUAAGCUAGUAAUUAUCAACAACCCAAAUAAUCCUACUGGGGUCGUCUGGGACAACGAAACUAUGGAAAAAAUGGUAAACCUCUGUAAAUCGAAGGACGUUUGGUUGAUGUGUGAUGAAGUAUAUCGUCCAUUAUAUCAUUCUGUAAAAAGAGAAGAUCAGCCAAAAUCAGUGGUUAAUUAUGGAUAUGCAAAAACAAUUUCUACCGGUUCAACUUCAAAGGCAUUUGCAUUUGCAGGGUUGAGAUUGGGUUGGGUUGUGACUCGUGAUAAGGCUUUGCUUGACAAUUUGUUUUCGAAGCGUGAUUAUAACACGAUCUCGGUCUCGAUGGUGGAUGACAGUCUUGCCACGUUGGUUUUACAAAACCACAAAGUUAUUUUGAAAAGAAACUAUGAUAUUUGCUUGAAGAACAUUGAAAUUGUUCAGAAGGAAAUAGACCAUUCUAAUGGAUUGCUUAGCUGGAUAAGACCAAAAAGUGGAACAACUUGUUUUAUCAAAAUUAAUAUUCCAAAUCUCGACACCUACAAAUUGUGUAGUGAAUUAGCCGAACAACACAAUACUUUAGUGGUACCUGGUGAAGUAUUUGACAACAGAGCUGGUUUCCUCAGGGUUGGGUUUGGAAAUUCUCCUGAAAGCAUUGUUGGAGGGUUUUAUGAAUUAAAAAAAUGGUUUAUCAAAAAUGGUUACCAAAAAUAA